This is a messenger RNA of Synchiropus splendidus (mandarinfish), 1027 nucleotides long. RefSeq names its product signal-regulatory protein beta-2-like. Bases 17 to 895 code for a protein of 292 amino acids. The transcript has 6 exons. Gene Ontology annotation, biological process: response to bacterium. The record is from RefSeq and is a predicted model, not a curated record. Lineage: Eukaryota; Metazoa; Chordata; Actinopteri; Syngnathiformes; Callionymidae.
UGAGUGAAGGAGCAAGAUGAUCUGUUUUCACGUUCUGCUGCUCUGCUGCUGGUUUUCAGCCGCAGCAGACUUCAGUGGGAUUUCACAGCCUGUGUCUGUCCGAUCUGUGGGGCUCGGAGACUCUGUCACCAUCCAGUGUUACGUUGAGGGAAACCUGAACAGAGUGUGGUACAGACUGACACCAGCCCAGGCGCUGCAGUUCGUGGCCUCUUUCAGUUCCAGAUUUUCUCACAUGGAAAUGUCUGACGACAUCAAGCGUCGAUAUUCAGUUGAAGCUGUUGGGACCAAGUAUGAUCUGAAGAUAUCACCAACCACCUGGACAGAUGUGGGAACUUACUACUGUGGUGUGAUACAGUUAGAUCUUAUCCAUUUUGGAGGAGGAACAUCUCUGAUGCUGAAAGGUGCAAACAUGUCCAGUCACUCUGUGGUGCAGCGUCCUCCGUCUCUGUUGGUGAAGCCGGGAGACUCUGUGACUCUUGAGUGUUCAGUUCUUCACACGGACCUCUGUUCACCAGAACACACCAGCGUCAUGUGGCUGAAAACUCCAAAGAAACCUCCUGCAGAGAUUGUUCACAGGUCUGGGAGAGAUGAGAGUCACUGCACAAAUGAGGCAUGUCUGUACAAGUUCCUCCUGAAGAACCUGAGCUCUGAAGAUGCUGGAACCUUCUACUGUGUAGCUGCUGCAUGUGGACAAGUUCUGCUGGGCGACGGGACUGUGCUGAACAUCACCAACAAUUUCAACAGAUCUGGCUUCUCUUUCUUCGUCAUCACGACCCUGAUCAUGUUCCUCACCCCUUUGUAUCUCAUCAUCAUAAUGUGUCAAGACCGUUUUUCACGCCACACAGAUUCAAAGCAAGACGCAACCUGGAGCCGGUGUGUCUACUACAGGAAGUAACUUCAGCUCACACGCGCUCAUGCACACCCACACACCCAGGUUUCUACUUCUAUCUUAGUGAGGACACCCAUUAGCUUUCCCCAGCCUCGAACCUAAACCUAACCAUCCAAAACAAACGCCAAACCUCAACCA